Cannabis sativa is the source of this 1360-nucleotide messenger RNA. RefSeq lists its product as uncharacterized. NCBI's taxonomy places the organism in Eukaryota, Viridiplantae, Streptophyta, Magnoliopsida, Rosales, Cannabaceae. The record is from RefSeq and is a predicted model, not a curated record. Bases 78 to 1163 code for a protein of 361 amino acids. The transcript is spliced from 2 exons.
ACUUCAAUGUGACAAAGCCUAGCUCUCUUUCUUGAAACCUUUUGUUUUGGGGCACAAGAAAGAAGCUAAUCAAAUCAAUGGGGAAAAACAUAGACGAAAAGAGCAUCAUGAAUCAAAAACUUAAGGAUGUAGGAGAUGAACCAGUGGAGGAAUCUUCUUUAGCUUCUUUACCAAACUCAUCAUCACCUACUCAAGAUGGCAGAGCAAGCAGCAUGGUUUUCAAGAAAGCACAUAGUGUAAUACCAGCUCACUUGGUAGCUGAAGCAAUCUCCACACUCCAUGGAGUGAUGUGGUCUGGUCCAAUAACACCAAGAGAAAUGGAAUAUGUUCAGCAUUAUGUAUUUGCAAAAUACCCUCAAUACAGCAAUGGUCUAGUAGAAGUGGGAGACCAAAAAAUUGACCUUUCUAUCAAUGAAGAAACUACUUCCCAAUCCCAUGAAAAACAUAGGUCAGUUAAAGGUGUCAUGACAAAAGAAUUCUCCUCUUUCUCAUUCAAUAAUAGUAUUUUCUCUAAUCUAAACAAAACCCAAUUGGGGCCAUCAAGACUCCUUGAUAUCCUCACAAAGAAAUCUACAUUUGAAGGGAACUUCAUUUCGAUACCAGAAGUUCAAGCCAGGAACCGAGCCUUGAAACACUGCGGUUUAGCUGAAGAAGACUACUUAGUUUUCUUCACAGCAAACUACAAGGAUGCCAUGAGCAUGAUAGGAGAGAGUUACCCUUUCUUUAGAGGAAACAUCUACAUGUCAAUAAUUAAUGAGCAAAUAGAUUUCAUCAAAGAAUUUGCUAUUCAGAAAGAGUCAAAGGUGAUUUUGGCACCAGAAACAUGGUUGGAUCUAAGGAUUAAAGGGUCUCAGCUAAGUCAAUACUUUAGGAGGAAGUGUAAACAUAGUCCCAAAGGUCUCUUCUCAUAUCCAGCCAGAAUGAAUGGAACAAGAUAUUCGAUGCAUUGGAUCUCAGAGGCUCACAGAAACUCAUGGCAUGUUCUUCUUGAUGCCACUGAUUUGGUCUUUGGAGAGGACAGAAUUGGCCUUUCUCUUCACCAGCCUGAUUUUGUGCUGUGCAGCCUCACUAAUAAUAGUAAUAAUGCUCAUUCUCAACCUUCUAUAAUCACCUGCCUCUUGGUCAGGAAAAAAUCAUUUGAUACUUUGCCCACUUCUGGCUAAGUAUAAUUCUAUGCAGGAUACUUUUCACACACAUUUGACCCCUUCUUGAAAGUAGUCAGCACCAUGUCUAGAAUUAAAGUCAUUUUCCAAAUAAUUAUAGAAAAAUGUUUUCUCCAACUACUCUGUAGUAAUCAAUGAAAAUAUACUAUUAUUUUGUAAGAUGAUAUUCUAGAUAGUAGAUUGAGUUUUUUAUGGGG